AUCAUGAACCAGGAAGAGGUUAUUUGAUACACGGAACUGGAAUGCCACGUGACUGUCGAGCCCUGUGUGUUUCAGAUAAUUAUGCGAGAUGUCGUUUAACUCUCUUUGUAUUAACACUUUGUGGAGAUCUGCUAUACGACUAUCUUCUAACGCUGCUGUCACGUCAACGCGAUUAGUGGCUAUUCGCGGCAAAAUAUUUGGUGAUACGCGCGGUGAGCUCUGCCAGACGAGAGCCCAUAGUAACAAUACACAGCACGUCUCAAGAAAGCUGGUGCAGAAUGGGAAGGAGAAGAAGUUAGUGAUCUUUAUAGAGGGGAAUAUUGCUAGUGGGAAGACAACAUGCCUAGAGUAUUUCAGCAAAACCAGUAACAUUGAGGUGCUGACUGAGCCAGUUUCCAAAUGGAGGAAUGUUCGAGGGCACAACCCCCUGGGGUUGAUGUACCAGGACCCUACUCGAUGGGGCAUCACUCUACAGACCUAUGUUCAGCUAACCAUGCUGGACCGACACCUCUCCACAAUGUCAGCCCCGGUGAGAAUGAUGGAAAGGUCCAUCUACAGUGCCAAGUACAUCUUUGUGGAAAAUCUUUUCAGAAGUGGGAAGAUGCCCGAGGUGGACUUUGCUGUUCUUAGUGAGUGGUUUGAGUGGAUCACACAGAACAUUGCAAUUCCUGUGGAUCUUAUCGUUUACCUCCAGUCGUCUCCACAGACCUGCCAUGAGAGGCUGAAAGAGCGAUGCAGGGAGGAGGAGAAGAUCAUUCCUUUGGAAUAUUUAGAGGCAAUCCAUCAGCUGUAUGAAGACUGGCUGAUAAAGAAGACGUCCUUCAAUGUUCCUGCUCCAGUCCUUGUAAUUCCAGCGGACGAUGACUUGCAGAAGAUGCUCCACCAGUAUGAGGAGAACAGAGAGAAGAUUUUAGCAGGGAGCAAUGUCUGACUGAAGUACUCAGUAUUCAGACUCCUUGACUUUUUCCACAUUUUGUUAGGUUACAGACUUAGUCUAAAAUUGAUUAAAUUGUCCCCACCCCCUGUCAAUCUACUCACAAUACCCCACAAUGACAAAGCAAAAACAGGUUUUUAGAAAUGUUUUAAAAUGUAUCAAAAUAAAACUGAAAUAUCACAUUUUACAUAAGUAUUCAGAACCUUUACUCAGUACUUUGUUGAAGCACCAUAGGCAGUGAUUACAGCCUUAAGUCUUCUUUGGGUAUGACGCUACAAGCUUUGCACACCUGUAUUUGGAGAGUUCAUCCCAUUCUUCUCUGCAGAUCCUCUCAAGCUUUGUCAGGUUGGAUGGGGAGCGUCACUGCACAGCUAUUUUCAGGUCUCUUCAGAGAUGUUGGAUCAGGUUAAAGUCCGGGCUCUGGCUGGGCCACUCAAGGACAUUCAAAGACUUGUCCCAAAGCCACUCCUGCGUUGUCCUGUUGAAGGGGAACCUUCGACCAAGUCUGAGGACCUGAGUGCUCUGGAGCAGGUUAUCAUCAAGGAUCUCUCUGUACUUUGCUUUGUUCAUUUUUCCCUCAAUCCUGACUAGUCUCCCUGUCCCUGCCGCUAAAAAACAUCCCAUAGCAUAAUGCUGCCACCACCAUGCUUCACCGUAGGGAUGGUGCCAGGUUUCUUCCAGAAGUGACGCUUUGUAUUCAUGCCAAAGAGUUCAAUCUUGUUUCAUCAGACCAGAGUCUUGUUUCUCAUGGUCUGAGUCUUUAAUUGCCUUUUGGGAAACUCCAGGCGGGCUGUCAUGUGCCUUUUACUGAGGAGUGGCUUCCGUCUAGCCACUCUACCAUAAAGGCCUGAUUGGUGGAGUGCUGCAGAGAUGGUUGUCUUUCUGGAAAGUUCUCCCGUCUCCACAGAAGAGCUGUAGAGCUCUGUCAGUGUGAGGAUUGGGUUCUUGGUCACCUCCCUGACCCUUCUCCCCCGAUUGCUCAGUUUGGCUGGGCGGCCAGUUCUAGGAAGAGUCUUGGUGGUUCCAAACUUCUUCCAUUUACGAAUGAUGGAGGCCACUGUGUUCUUGGGGACCUUUCAAUGCUGUAUAAAUUUUUUGGUACGCCUCCCCAGAUCUGUGCCUCGACACAAUCCUGUCUCGGAGCUCUACGGACAAUUCCUUCGUCCUCAUGCCUUGGUUUUUGCUCUGACAUGCACUGUCAACUGUGGGACCUUAUAUAGACAGGUGUGUGUGCCUUUCCAAAUCUUGUCCAAUCAAUUGAAUUUACCACAGGUGGACUCCAAUCAAGUUGUAGAAACAUCAAGUAUGUUCAAUGGAAACAGGAUGCACCUAGGCUCAAUUUCGAGUCUCAUAGCAAAGGGUCUGAAUACUUAUCUAAAUAAGGUAUUUGUUAUUUUGUAUAAAUUUGCAAAAAUGUCGUAACCUGUUUUUUUUCUCGCUUUGUCAUUGAGGUAUUGUGUGUAGGUUGCUGAGGAUUUGUAUUUAUUUAAUCCAUUUUAGAAUGAGGCUGUAACGUAACAAAAUGUGGAAAAAGUAAAGGGGUAUGAAUACUUUCCGAAGGCACUGUAUGUAUGCUGCACCAACAAUGGCAGUAGAUAUGUUUCUUGUCUGUAAGCAGGUUAUUAUAGUCCAAGAGAGAACACCAAAAUCAGCUAGUGGAGUUUCUUAUCCACUGUUACACACUGUCUUAGAACAACUCUCUGACCGGUACAUUUUCAGACAGCAAGUAUUCCAAACUGUAUAUUUACUGCUACAAGUUGCUUUCCAACAUAUGUUACAUAUGCACUUGGUCGUUUUUGUUUGUUUCACUGACCAUGAUGGAUUCUCUCUAUACGGGAACAUGAUGCAUUGUUGGUUUCAUAAUGUUGAUCACGUGGUGACAGCCCUGAAACAAUACCUACAUUUUAUAACUGCUGGGACAUAGCGGUACCACCUCUGUAAUACAAAGCAUAUAUUUUAGGGGGCAGCUGAUUAACAUAGCUGUGUUUUGUUCUUAUUUUAUUUAUUGUUAAUAUAUAGAGGAACAUGUCAGGCUGGAAUUGCACUUAGUUGUAAACAGUUAUUGCGUUUAAAUAUUGUACUCUUUCACUGAGUUCGUUUGAAUAAAUGCUUAAAAGUGA
Molecule: messenger RNA, 3054 nt
Organism: Salmo salar (Atlantic salmon)
Lineage: Eukaryota; Metazoa; Chordata; Actinopteri; Salmoniformes; Salmonidae
Product: thymidine kinase 2, mitochondrial
Biological process (GO): nucleobase-containing compound metabolic process
Cellular component (GO): mitochondrion; cytoplasm
Molecular function (GO): ATP binding; deoxynucleoside kinase activity
Source: RefSeq, a predicted model, not a curated record